AUGGCUGAUGUUGAUCCAGAAACUCUUCUGGAGUGGCUUAACAUGGGCCAGGGUGAUGAACGAGAUAUGCAACUCAUAGCAUUAGAACAGUUAUGCAUGUUAUUAUUAAUGUCUGAUAACGUUGACAGAUGUUUUGAAGUAUGUCCACCCCGCUCAUUUUUACCAGCACUUUGUCGGAUAUUUCUCGAUGAAAGUGCUCCUGAUAGUGUACUAGAAGUGACUGCUAGAGCAAUCACUUAUUACCUGGAUGUAUCUGCUGAAUGUACUAGACGUAUUGUGGCAAUUGAUGGUGCAUUAAAAGCAAUUUGCAAUCGAUUAGUAAUUACAGAUAUAUUUUCAAGGACUAAUAAAGAUUUAGCUGAACAAUGUUGCAAAGUAUUGGAACUAAUAUGCACUCGUGAAGCAGGUGCUGUUUUUGAGGCUGGUGGCCUAAGUUCUGUAUUAUUGUUCAUUAGUGAUGUUGGAUCUUGUGUACACAAAGAUACUCUUCAUUCUGCUAUGACUGUAGUUUCUAGAUUAUGUACUAAAAUGGAACCAAAUGAAGCAUCAUUACCAACUUGUGUUGAGUCUUUAUCUACAAUGCUUAAACAUGAUGACUCUCAUGUUUCUGAUGGUGCUUUGAGAUGCUUUGCUUCAUUAUCUGAUAGAUUUACACGCCGUGGAAUUGAUCCAGCUCCUCUAGCACAACACGGACUUUUAAAUGAAUUGAUACUUCGAUUAUCUUCAGCAGCUGGACCUACAGUAACAAAUAUAGGAACACCUGGCCUAAACACAAAUACUUCAACUACUGAGGUUAAAUCUUCUCAAUCCAUAUCUACAGUUAUAAGCUUGUUAACUACUCUUUGUCGUGGAUCUAAAUCUGUAUCUCAUGACUUAUUUAGAUCUAACUUAGCUGAUGCGAUUGAAAAAGCUCUAAAAGGCGAUGAAAGAUGUUGUUUGGAUACUAUGCGUUUAGUUGAUUUAUUACUAGUGUUACUUCUUGAAGGACGUGAUGCAGUAUCAUGGAGUACAGUAGCAUGUACAAGCAAUAAUCCUUUAUUACCAAAACUUCGACGUUUAGAUUCUAGUGCUGAAAAAUCUCAACGCCAUUUAAUUGAUUGUAUCAGAAGUAAAGAUACGGAAGCAUUAAUGGAGGCUGUAAACUCUGGUGCAAUUGAUGUAAACUUUGUGGAUGAAGUUGGUCAGACUUUACUAAACUGGGCUUCUGCAUUUGGUACUCAAGAAAUGGUAGAAUAUUUGUGUUCUAAAGGAGCUGAUGUCAAUAAAGGUCUUAGGUCAUCAUCAUUGCAUUAUGCCGCUUGUUUUGGAAGACCAUCUAUAGCUAAAAUUCUUCUAAAAAACGGUGCUAAUCCAGAACUUCGAGAUGAAGAGGGUAAAACUCCAUUAGAUAAAGCACGAGAAAGAAUGGAUGAAGGACAUCGUGAAGUUGCCGCUAUAUUGGAAUCACCUGAGUGGUUGAUGUCUUCCAAAAAUGAAAUUGUUCAGUCAAAUGAAUCUAAAGAACCAAAAGGAGAUCCUGAGAUGGCCGCGAUUUAUCUUAAACGUUUAAUGCCUGUUUUUUGUCAUACUUUUCAAUCAACUAUGCUACCAUCAAUUAGAAGAACUUCUCUUUCUUUAAUUAAAAAAAUGGUUCAUUACAUUAAACCAGAUUGGCUUGAAGAUAUAUGUAGACCUGAUUCUCCAAAUAAUCUUGCCCCUUUGUUGGUUGAAGUACUUGCUACUGUUCUUGAUAACGAGGAAGAUGAUGAUGGACAUGUCAUUGCUUUACAAACCAUUUAUGACCUUUUGAAUAAAUGUCAAGAUACAUUUCUUGAUCAUUUUGCACGUCUGGGAGUUUUUUGUAAAGUACAACAGCUCAUUGGACCUGAUAGUAAUUCAGAAAUAGAUAAUGUCCAGCAAAUUGAUUCAAAAAAUAUUCAAACUGAAGAUGCUAAAGAAAUAUUGCCAGGUCAUGCAUAUCAUUGGAAAGAUUGGUUUUUCUGUCGUGGUCGAGAUUGUCUUUAUGCUUGGAAUGACUAUGUUGUCUUGGAGUUAUCAAAUGGUAGUAAUGGAUGGUUUAGAUUUAUGAUCAAUGAUAAAUUGUCUACAAUGUAUUCCAGUGGAAGCCCCGAAGGACAACCAGAUACAAAUAAAACUAGAGUUUCUGAUCAACCAUCAACAGAUGAAAACAAAACUGAAUUUAUUGAAAAAUAUUUAAAAGCCAAAGUGUUUGUUAAGCUCAAUACAGUGAGCCAACCAAUUUUAAGUACUCCGGGUUUAAACAGAAUAGCAGUUGGUAACUGGAUCCUUAUUUCAAAGAAAGAUUGUGAACUUAGCAUACAAAACUCUGAUGGUUUACAGCAAAUUACUACAUUAAUUUAUGGAACCAAUGGAUUUUCUUUUCAAUCUAAUCGCGGUAAUCAACACAUGUUUACUGCUUUGAUACCACUUAAAAGUGAUUUUACCUCAGGCUGGGAAACAGUUAAAAAAGCAAAUAUAGUAGCAGCAACAACUGAAAGUAUUGGACAAAAGAUUCGUAAACAAGCACAAGAAAUAUUUGAUACAUUUUUUAAAGCUGCUCAGGCUCAACCAAGGGGUGUUGUUGCAAGAUUAAGCAAAAUUGUUAAAGCCAUUGAAUUAGCCAUUCAAAAUCAAUCUUCUGUGCUAAAAGAUAGCUCUAAUAAAGAUUUUUGGGCAUCAGCUCUUUGUAAGGCAGUAUUAAACUUGAAAAAAUUGUUAAUGGAAGACGAAGGUAGUGUUUCGGCAUAUGAAAUAUAUAGCAGUGGUUUAGUUGAAGUUUUAUUGAAACUUUUAACAAUCAGUAGUCUUGAACAAGAUGAUGAUGUUAUAGAAUUACAGAAACUUAGGAUUGACAUUUUUGUUAAAUGUUUCAAAGAAAAGAAAAACGAAAAAGGAAUGGAGACUUGUGCUUCUGUUUUAGUGCAAAAGCUGAUAUCUGUUUUGGAAUCUAUUGAAAGAUUACCUGUGUAUUUAUAUGAAUCACCUGGUGCCUUUCACGGAUUACAAAUAUUAUCAAGACGUAUAAGAUUCCGUUUGGAAAAAGCUGUAAAAGAAACCACUCUUGUUGAUCGUACAGGUAGAGGCUUAAGAAUGGAGCCUCUAACAACUGUGCAUCAACUUGAAAAACAUCUACUAAAAAUGGUUGCAAAACAGUGGUAUGAUCAUGAACGUGUCACAUAUAAUUAUGUUAAGAAACUCAAAGAUAAAAAUAACAUACCAAUGAAGUUCAAGCAUUAUUAUGAUUUUGAUAAAAAUGGUGUCUUAUAUUGGAUUGGUACAAAUGGAAAAACAUCGGUAGAUUGGGUUAAUCCAGGUCAAUAUGGAUUAAUGCUAGUUCAAUCUUCAGAUGGUCGUAAUUUACCAUAUGGACAAGUAGAAGAUAUUCUAAGCAGGGAUUCUGUUGCAAUUAACUGUCAUACUAAUGAUGAUAGCAAGGCAUGGUUUUCGAUUGACUUAGGAUUAUUUAUAAUUCCAACUGAUUAUACACUUAGGCAUGCCAGAGGUUAUGGCCGUUCUGCACUACGAAAUUGGUUUUUCCAAAUGUCUAAAGAUGGCACUAAUUGGACUACAUUAUACACACACUUUGAUGAUACAGCAUUAAAUGAACCAGGAAAUACUGCAACUUGGUCCAUAGAAAUAAAUGAUAAGGAAGAAACUCAGGGUUGGCGACAUGUUAGAAUACAACAGAAUGGUAAAAAUGCAUCAGGGCAAACACAUUAUCUCUCAUUAUCUGGUUUUGAGAUUUAUGGAAAUGUUACUGGUGUAUGUGAAGACUUGGGCAAAGCAGCUAAAGAAGCAGAAGCUAGUCUAAAACGUCAAAGACGUAUGUUUAAGGCUCAAAUGUAUAAGCAAAUGGUGACUGGUGCUAGAGUUAUGCGUGGUAUUGAUUGGAAAUGGAGGGAUCAAGAUGGAAAUCCACCUUGUGUAGGAACGGUUACUGGAGACUUGCACAAUGGUUGGAUAGACGUUGUGUGGGAUCAUGGAGUUACAAACUCAUACCGAAUGGGUGCUGAAGGAAAGUAUGAUCUACGGCUAGUCAGUGAACCCCAACCUACAUCUGCCUCUUCAAAAAUAUUCAAAAACAUUCCAAAUGCAGCCUUAUCUAGCAUCAUGACAAGAAUGUCUAGUUCUACUCCUAUUUUACCUGAAGCAUCUAAUGAUAAUAACGCUAUUGUUUCUGUAACCAAUACAGAUCAAAUAUCUUCUGCAGAGAAUUUAGCAGUAAAGCAAGCUGCACAACAAUUUACUGAUAGUAUAAUGUCAGUCAUGAGAAUGGAACCCUCUGCAGUUACUCCGCCAACUACAAAUUCAUUAGACAAUUCACUUCGAAUAGUAGUCCACCCAACUCCUUCUGUUGAUCUCGCCACAAUUGUUGAAUCUACAUCUAAUGAUGAAACUCAACAAAACAUUGAAAAUAAUAAGAAAAACAGUAACUGCUAUGAAGAAGAAUUUUUACCAGCUUUAGGAAGAGUGAAACCAACUUACAGACGUAGUUCUGUUACCAGUUUAGUCCACACAUUACAAUCCAUUCAAAUUGAUACACCCCCUAACAAUAAAGUAAACUCAAAAGAAAAACCAAUAAUAAUUAUGCAUCAUAAUACAUCAGACUCUUCUAACACCCAAACACAAGAUCUAUCUACUGAUACUUUAAUAAACAAUGCAAAUAAUUCAGCUUUUAAUACAGAAAUAUGUAGUCCAAACAAUUUAGAUUUAGAAAAAGAAAAUAAAAAGGAAGAAAACCGAAAUAAUUCUUCAAAUCACAUGAGUGUUAGUGUUCCAAAUUUAGCAUCUAAUACACCACCUAGAUCACAAGCAGAUAUUCCAUUGCAAAAACAUUUAGCAGAAACUUAUGCUCCAUACCAAAAAUAUAGAAAUUUUGAUCGAAACAAUAGUCAUAAUAAUCAAACUCAAGUUGCUAAUAAUCAUAUGCCUCAACGGGUACCGACUUCAGUAUCCAGUCUUGUUCGUUUGGCUCUAUCUACUAAUUUUCCAAGUGGUUUGCUUCAAACAGCACAAAGUUAUCCUAGCUUAUCAGCUAACAAUACUUCUAAUAAUUCAUGUUCUAUAACAACUAUUGCAAAUCGGACAUUUUGUGUUGGUGAAGCUCUAACUAUGAGUUUAGCGUCUACAUCAAGUGAUAGUGAACAAGUCAGUUUAGAAGAUUUCUUAGACAGUGUCCGUGCUCCAGCCUUAUUUGCAGAACUUGAAGAUGAUGAAGAAAUUGUUGAAGAUGAUGAUAUUCCAGAUGAUGAUGAAAAUGAAGAUGAACAAGAAUAUGAAGAGGUAAUGGUCUCCAGAAAUCUACUAAGUAUGGAAGAUGAAGCAUUUGCAGCUCAGCAACAUGCUGCUAUUGAAAGUAUUGUGGGUGCUGAUAGAUGUGGUAAUCCAUAUAAGAGACGCUCAUGGGAUGACGAUUAUGUGCUUAGAAGAGAAUUCACAGCAUUGAUACCAGCCUUUGAUCCUCGACCAGGGCGUACUAAUGUCAACCAAACAUCUGAUUUAGAAGUAAUUGCUCCACCUGAUGACGAAAACGACGAAAUUCCUGAUGUUUUUACUGAAAAUUCAAGUAGUAUUAAUAAUCAAACAUCAUUACCAAGAAUUAAGUUGACUCUAAAAGGACCUAAUUUGCCAGGAAUUAAAGAUGUAGAGGUUGAGCUUAAAGAUUCUAAUUGGACAAUUUUUCAUGCUGUUCAGAAGUUGGCUCAAUUAGCAGACCUUGGUAGUCGUCAAGAAAAAUCUCGACGAAUUUGGGAACCUACUUAUACAAUCAUGUACGAAGAAUUGACCAACAAAGAUCAAGUACUUAGUGAAAAUCCUGAUAAUCAAUGGGAUUCUGAUUUACCUAUAUUUUCUACGAGAACACAAUUGAGUAAUACAGGUUGCACUGUUGAUCAUGUACUUCAGCUUUUAAGGCAGCUUCAUAAUCUUUCCAUUAAUCCAAUGAUCUCUUUACUUAAACCAUACACUGAUGACUUCUUUGAAGCACAUAUUAAAGAUGAUGGAGAGUUAACAAACAGUGAAAUAUUUAAUAGCAAAAAAAUGACUAAUAAACUUGUUCAACAAAUUCAAGAUCCUUUGGUAUUAAGUUCAGGUGCACUUCCAUCUUGGUGUGAACAUUUAAAUCUUUCUUAUUCAUUUUUGUUUCCAUUCGAAACUAGACACUUGUAUUUUAAUUGCACUGCAUUUGGGCCAUCCAGAUCUAUUGUAUGGUUACAAUCUCAGCGAGAGAAUGUUGAACGACAUCGCACUGGUUCUAGUCUUCCUCUUAGACGAGAAGAAGAGUACAGAGUUGGUCGUUUAAAACAUGAUCGAGUCCGUAUACCACGAGGUGAAAAUAUACUUGCAUGGGGUAGACAACUUAUGAGGGCUCACAUUGAUCGACAAACAGUAUUGGAAGUUGAGUUCAUGGGUGAAGAAGGUACCGGAUUAGGUCCCACAUUAGAAUUUUAUUCAUUAAUUGCUGCCGAGUUUCAACGAAAAGAUCUCUGCAUGUGGAUGUGUAAUGAUGAAAUGCCUGAAGAGACCCGUAAAUGCAUUUGGCUUGAAGAAGGAGCAAAACCACCUGGUUAUUAUGUUAGACGAACGGGUGGACUUUACCCAGCACCAUUACCUCAAGAUUCUCCAUGUUGCGAUAGAGCUGUAAAACAUUUUUGGUUCCUUGGCAUGUUCCUAGCAAAAGUUCUUCAAGAUAAUCGUUUAAUCGACCUUCCGUUAUCAUUGCCAUUCCUAAAACUUUUAACUAAAGCAAAAAAUAAUGAAUCCGGUAGAGUGCUGAAUGAAUCAGACUUGUUUGACAUUGAUGAAGAUCAAGCAAUGUUUAUAAAAGACUUAAACAUGUUAAUUUUGGCAAAAGAAAAAAUUUUAUUAGAUCAAUCAUUAAGUGAUGAAGAAAAAAAGGAACAAAUUAAAAACUUACAAUUUCAGUGCGGCCAAACAGGCAAAGUGCACCUAGAAAACCUGAGCUUAAGCAUGAUUUACCUACCAUCAUCUUACUGUUUCCCAUUUACCUACAUUAAUCUAGUUGAAGAUGGUCUUAGUCAAGAUGUUAACAUGGACAAUGUAGAGCAAUAUGUUAGUUUAUUGACCGAUUUUAUAUUGGAGACAGGAAUCAAGAGACAAAUGGAUGCACUAAAGGCAGGUUUUUGCCGUGUAUUCUCAAACGAAAAGUUAAAUGCAUUUACUCCACUUGAGGUUAGACGAAUGUUAUGUGGCCAACAAGAACCAGAAUGGACUCGUGAAGAUCUAUUGAACUACACUGAACCUAAAUUGGGAUAUAAUAAAGAAAGUCCUGGAUUUUUACGUUUGGUGAACGUUUUGGAACAAAUGAAUUCGGAAGAACGUAAAUCAUUCUUACAAUUUACUACUGGUUGUUCAUCAUUACCACCAGGAGGUUUAGCCAAUCUAUAUCCAAGGCUAACUGUGGUCCGUAAAGUUGAUGCUGGUGCAGGUAGUUUUCCAUCAGUAAAUACUUGCGUCCAUUACUUGAAAUUACCAGAGUAUCCUGAUGAACUUACAUUGAGGGAACGCUUGUUGGCUGCAACGCUUGAAAAAGGUUUCCAUCUCAACUAA
Rhopalosiphum maidis (corn leaf aphid) is the source of this 7569-nucleotide messenger RNA. It is a transcript of the gene Ufd4, whose product is annotated as E3 ubiquitin-protein ligase HECTD1. Gene Ontology annotation, biological process: protein K63-linked ubiquitination; anatomical structure development; proteasome-mediated ubiquitin-dependent protein catabolic process. The record is from RefSeq and is a predicted model, not a curated record. Bases 1 to 7569 code for a protein of 2522 amino acids. Gene Ontology annotation, cellular component: nuclear speck. NCBI's taxonomy places the organism in Eukaryota, Metazoa, Arthropoda, Insecta, Hemiptera, Aphididae. The transcript is spliced from 36 exons. Gene Ontology annotation, molecular function: metal ion binding; ubiquitin protein ligase activity; protein binding.